UCACUGCUUGACUUUGUACCCUCAACGGAAAAUAAUCAAUCCAAAAUGUACUCCAAGGUGCUUUGUUUAGCCGCCCUUGUCGCCGCCGUAGUCGCGUAUGAUUACCACCAUGCUCCUGCAUACUCUUCUCAACACAUCUCUCGCCACGAUUAUGGUUAUGGACAUGGAUAUGGUCAUGAUCAUGACUACUAUGCCCACCCUAAAUAUCAAUUUGACUACAAAGUAGAAGACCAUCACACCGGCGACAUUAAGUCUCAGCACGAGAGUCGCGACGGUGAUGUCGUAAAGGGCUACUACGGUCUCCACCAGCCCGACGGCAACGAAAGACAAGUGCACUACCAUGGCGACGGGCAUACCGGAUUCCACGCUGAUGUCAAAUACAACGUGCAUCACGUCGUGCUUUGCUUAGCCGUCCUUGUCGCCGCUGUAGUCGCGUAUGACUACCACCAUGGCCCCGCGUACUCAUCUCAACACAUCUCUCGCCACGAUUAUGGUUAUGGACAUGGAUACGGUCAUGACCACGACUACUAUGCCCACCCCAAAUACCAAUUUGACUACAAAGUAGAAGACCAUCACACCGGCGACAUCAAGUCUCAGCACGAGAGUCGCGACGGUGAUAUUGUAAAUGGCUACUACGCUCUCCACCAGUCCGACGGUAACGAAAGACAAGUACACUACCAUGGCGACGAACACACCGGAUUCCACGCUGAUGUCAAAUACAACGUGCAUCAUAAAUAUUACCAUCACUGAGUAUUUGUUAGCCACACUUUGUUUUUCAAGCAUCUUGGGUGUACUGUUAAUUUUUGAAAUGUUUUAUAAAAGUAAAACCAGAUCCUUCUAGAAA
Molecule: messenger RNA, 844 nt
Organism: Melitaea cinxia (Glanville fritillary)
Lineage: Eukaryota; Metazoa; Arthropoda; Insecta; Lepidoptera; Nymphalidae
Product: cuticle protein 19-like
Exons: 7
Coding region: 46-750 (234 amino acids)
Cellular component (GO): extracellular matrix
Source: RefSeq, a predicted model, not a curated record